Molecule: messenger RNA, 5988 nt
Organism: Thecamonas trahens ATCC 50062
Lineage: Eukaryota; Apusomonadida; Apusomonadidae
Exons: 3
Coding region: 88-5988 (1966 amino acids)
Source: RefSeq, a predicted model, not a curated record
UUUUUUUGACGGCUUUUUCGUUGUCUGUCCUUUGGCCAAAAAGGCCGACAAAGAGCACAUUGACGACGGAGCUGUGCGAUCGGGGACAUGCUUUAUAGGUUAGAGUUGGCAUGGGGAUCCAUGGCUGGCCGCAAGAGUCGAGGACAUGUUGGGAGGGCUGAGCGGAGGGUGCGUAGUGGUGGUGGCAAUGUUGCGCUGCUCCCUGUCCUGGUGCUCUUGCUCGUCGGGCUUGGAUACGUCGCGAGCGGCGACUGCGUCAUUGAGUACGUCGAGCCGAGCAGCAAUCUGAUGAGUGGCGCCAUCUCGAACCCAACGGGAAUGGUGGCAAGCAUGCUCGACGCCGGAACGGCUUAUCUGGACGUGGCUGUCAUCGACUUUACCAACAAUGGGGUGUAUGUCAUCACCAGGACCGGUGGCGGUGGAUGGAAUGCCCCUAGUCUCGUCGAUAACACUAAGGAGGAGCCGUUCCUCCUUGUGGCCGAGGACGCAGAUGGAGACGGGAGCCCGGACGUGAUUGUGCCAUACUCGGGCGACACCGACAGUGUAGUGAUCUAUUGGAACGUCGGGCACGACGCCACCUUUCCCAACGUGCCGACAGUUCUCGACACCAUGGCGGACACCGACCCGUACUCUGCAGCGAUUGGCGACAUCAACGCUGACGGCAUGAUCGACGUUGUCUACACAGCGUUCUGGGGAGACUUUGUGGGCGUUUUUCUCGGCACAGGCACCGGAACGUUUGCAGCGUCGAGCGAUGAUCUGACCUCCAGCCUAGGCGGCAUCUACAGCAUUGUGUCGCCGAGGCAAGUUGCGGUCCAUGACAUGGACGCUGAUGGCUUUGACGACAUCAUCUACGUUUGUUCAGACACCCACAUGGUGGUUAUUCUUCCCGGGCGGUCUGACAUCGACUCGGUGCUGGCGACGUCGGCCGCUGUCGUCGACUACCUCGCCGACGGCGUGUUCAACUUUGCCGUCGGCGACCUUGACCAGGACGGUGACCUGGACAUUGUGGCAUCCAUCACGGAGGACAGUGUCAUUCGGGUGUACUACAAUUUGGGAAGCAUGUUGUUUACCCAGCCGGCGACCAUCGGCGCCGCCCAUAUGCUUCCGUACACCAUUGCGCUCGGCGACGUCUCUGGCGACGGUUGGCUCGACAUUGUGUACGUGGCGUCAGGCUCGGAUCUCGUCGGCUGGAUUCCGGCCGAGGUCGGCGGCACGUUUGUGCUGCCGCCGCAAAAGAUGUCUGCGCUCACGGCGCCGCAUGGCGCUGUUGUCGGGGACUUUGACGGCGACGGGCAGGUUGAUGCCGGGGCGGUGAGUGAGUCGACCGGCGAGGUGGUGUACUACACCUUUUCGGCGAGCGCCUCGCCGCUGACUGCGACGCCGCGGAUUGUGACAGCCACCACCGAGGGGGCACAGGCCGUCGACGUGGUCGACUUUAACAACGACGGCUUUGUCGACACGCUCGUCGCGUCAUGGCUCGAUCGGUCGGUGACAGUUUGGUUCAAUGACGGGCGCGGCUCGUUCCAGGGCUCCAACGGCGCCGAAGGACGGGUCUCGCAGGCCAUUCACAAGGACAUCACCCUCACCCCCGGCGCAGUGGUUGCGGUCGAUGUCGACGGCGAUGGCCUGUUUGACGCUCUCGCCGGCUACGAGGAUGUCUCGCACCCGGUCACUUGGUGGCGCAACACCGGUGACGGGGUGUUUGAAACAACGCCGCGGACGGUCGGGACGUGCGGGCUUGAGGCGCGCCGGGUCCGCAAGGCAGACUUUAACGGCGACGGACUACCGGACGUGGUGAUGGUGUGCAUGGACCCUGAGGCCGACGUCAAGGCGUUUAUCAACAUCGACGGUGGCGCAAGCUGGACUGAGCUGUUGCUCUACCGUUACACGCCAGCAGUGUGGGACGAAUAUCUGUAUGUCGACGUUGCGGUGGCCGACUUGGACAAUGACAACCGACCGGAUGUGGUGGUUGUCGAGGGCUUUUCCGGCAAGGUGGCGUACAUACGCAACCUGAACGGGACAACCUUUGCUCCCGCCACCAUCAUUGAUAACGCACCCAGCAGCGAUCCGAUCUCUGUCGCGCUCUGCGAUGUCGACGCCAACGGCGGCAUCGACGUGGUGGUAGGCCUCCUGGACCCGGUGCCCAAAGUGGUGCUCUACCAGCAGACGGGGGCGGGUACACUCAGCUUUGCGCCUCCGAUUACGCUCGGCGGAACUUACACUGAGCCGUGGGCUGUGGCGUGCGGCGAUGUAACCGGCGACGGCGCAGUUGACAUUGUUGUUGGCGACUACGCUGAGCCGGGGCCGCUGGUGUGGUACCGCAACGACGGGAGUGGCAGCUUUUCUCCGCAGACCGUCCUUGGCACGUACGACAAUAUCUUUGAGAUUUCCAUCGCCGACGUCAACUCGGAUGGACUCAAUGACGUUCUGGUAGCGGCGUCCGGCGAGAACAUGGUGUUUGCAGUGUAUCAGCAGCGGCUGCUGUCGGCUGCUGUGGAGCGUGCAAAGUUGCCGGAGCUCGCACCCGGACUAUCACCGACGGUUCCGCAGCUGCACUACGAACUCAACACAGCCUCGCGGUGCUCGGCGCAGCGGCUGGAUCUGCCAGCCGGGAUGGUGGCGCGCGGUUGCGCGGCAUCGGGCUAUCUGGUGGUGCCGAGCGGGGUCGACUGGACCAUUGCUGGGCCACCUGGGGUCGAGGCUGGAGCAAAGCUGGUCAUCUCGGACGUGGACCUCGAGGGCGCCACGAUUGCGGCCAGCUUUGAUGCAUCGACCGGCCUGCGGGUCUCGGGAGCGGGCGCAAUUCUGCGGCUGAUCAACGUGACCGUCUCCGGCUUUUCGUCGGUGAGUGCGUCGCCGUUCCAGUACCUCGGCGGGCACGGCGGAGCGGUGGCGGUGACCGAUGGCGGGCGGCUGGAGGUGAUUGGCUCGACCUUUGCCGGUAACUCGGCCAAGACGACUGGCGGCGCGGUGGCGCUGCUUGGCGACGAGCCGACUGCGUCGUUUGUGGCGACAACGUUUGUCAACAACGAGGCGCUUGGCGAUGGCGGUGGCGCGGUGGCAGUCCUCUCGCGCGGCGGUAGUGUGAGCUUCACGGAAGGAAGCAAGGUGGUCGACAACCACGCGCCAAGUGGAUGUGGCGGCGGGAUGCUCAUCGAGUCUGCGGCUGAGGACGUUCGGCUGACGCUGAGCGAUACCUUGGUGUGCUCGAACACGGCCGGAAAGCUCGGCGGCGGCCUGGCCGCCUUUGCCGGCUCGGGCGUCGAGGUGGUGAGCUCCAGUGGCUCGGUGUUUGCCGACAACAGUGCGCGCGCCGGCGGCGGCAUCGCCGCCAUGGCCGCAAGCUACACUGUGCCGGCGUUCAGCACGUUUUCGUCUGCGGCGCUCGCGCGUGCGCCAGCCGGAAGCGGCACCGGCAAUGCUACGAUUGCGUUUGAGGCUGGCGCGGUGCUCGGUCACAACAAGGCGGUGUACGGCGGUGGACUGUUUGGCUGCGGCGCGGUCGUUGAUGCGCGGGCAUUGAGCAUGAGCGGCGUGCCGCAGGCGAGCACUGGUGGCGGGUUUGGCUUCUACUGUCUCCUUAGCGACGGUAGCGCGCCUCAAGGCGAGUCGUGGCUGCUGGCGCCUGUGGUGGGGGGAGUGAGCGGCACGAGCGGCGGGUACGGACAACUGUUUGCUACACCUCCGGUUGCACUCACCUCUAUGCAGAUGCCGAUGGGCGUGUCGUCGGGCGUGGCGCUCGGUGCCGGCUACGCAGUUGCUUAUGACGGAUACGGGCAGCUUGUUGUUGACGACGGCCUCGUGCUCGAUGUGACCGAGUCAAGCGGAGCCGGCAUUGUUGUGACCGGCGCCGAGGUCGGGAUCGGGUUCUCGGGGGUGACCGGGCAGGCGCCGCUGCAGGGCGUGGCGCUUGCUGUGCCUGUGGCGGUUCUCCCGCACACGGGCACGCUUCGGCUGCGGAUCAGGACCGAGGUGGCGAGCGGGGUGGUGGUGAUUGAGAUGAACGUGGGCGUGAACAUUGGACUCUGCUCGCGUGGGCUUGGAGCGGAUAGCUCGAGCGGGCUCGGCGGCGGCGUGCUUGUGUGCUCGGCGUGCGAUGAGGGCUCUUACUCGGACGAAGAGACUGCGGGUGCUUGCCGCGCGAUUCCGCCUUGUCCAGCGCUCUCGCAGCGACCGAGCCAGAACAACGCUACGCAUCUUGUGCCGUGCGAGUGUGAGGCCGGGACGUGGACUCCAGAGGCUGUGCCAGGAUGGAAGCAGAUCGAUGACGUGCCGACGUUUGCGGCGUGUCCGAUCGGCUCUGCCUGCCUCGGCGGGCGUGCGACGAUCGAAUGCGGGCCGGGCUACGAGCCAGACGGGUACCUGUGCCGGCUGUGUGCGCCGAGUGCGUACCGAUUCUCGGACGGGACAUGCAAGCCUUGCCCAACGGGCUCGCUCUCUCGGUUCUGGGCGUUUGUAUUUGGCAUUGCGAUUGUGGCGAUGGCGGCAGUGUGCGUGGUGGUCUUCACCACCCGCGUGGUGGAGCAGGGCGGCGAGGCGCGGCCGGCGCCGCCGCAGUCUGAGCGGACCAAGCUCAUUCCGCAUGCGCUCUCAGUGGCGCUGGUGUACAUCCAGAUCUUGGGUCUCCUUGCUGACGCGCCGUUCAACUGGCCGGAGACGCCUGUGCGCAAGGCGCUGCGCGCGGCCAACGUGGCCAACGUGGACCUCGCGAUUUUCUCGACCGAUUGUACCAUCAAGGACUUUGCGACGCGGUAUUUGGUGUCUGUGGCGGUCCCGCUGGUGUUUGCUGGGUGGAUGGUUGCCAUUGUGGCCGGAGUCAAGGCGCUCGGACGAUGCAUGGCGUGUGCGGCGCGGACGCGGAUGGCGACGAUUUCGGGGUGGACGCUGGCCGGACGGGUGCUGUUCUCGUUUGGCCCGCUCCUCUACAUCCCGGUCUGCAAGUCUGCGCUUGUGUUUUUCGACUGCACGCGGCUGCCUGACGGCAACUAUUACCUCGAUGCCAACCUUGACGAGCAGUGCUUUGUGGGGACGUGGAUGCGACUGUUCCCGAUUGCGCUCGUGGCGCUUGUGCUGUAUGUGGCAGCGCUGCCGCUGUUCUUUGCUACGGUGCUGUGGCGAAACCGAGGCCGGCUCGGCGAGCCGCAGGUCCAGCUCCGGUACGGGCCGAUCUACCUGCAGUAUCGCAGUGCGUACUUUUGGUUCGAAGUUGCGCAGCUGGUCAAGCGGCUGAUGAUUGUGUGCGUGGCGCUGUUUUUCUCGCGGAUCGAGGUGUGGCUCUUUGGCGGUCUGUUUGUCAUCUUCCUCUCGUACCGCACGUUCCAGCUCAAGCACGCGCCGUUCUUUUUCCCAGUCCACAACACGCUCGAGGCGCGACUGAGCGCGGCGAUUGUGGUCUUACUCACCUGCGGCGUCCUGUUCUGGGCCAACAAGUUCCCGAACCAGACGACGUACGUGGUGGUCGCGGUUGUGGCGAUGGCAGCAAUCUCGAUUUCGAUCCUAGUCCUCCUCGCAGCAGCGGCCGAGGAGAUCGGGACGACGGUGAAGCACAAGCGGGAGCAGCGGCGGGUUGGCAGCGGGCGAAGUAGCGGCGGCAGCUCGCUCACUCUCCGCGAUACGGAGUUUCUUACCCUCCUCUCGCGGCAUGUCCCGGAUCUGGAGCACCCGGAGCUUGCGGUGCCGAUGUACCACGUUCACUCGAGGUUCCGCGAUGAUGCCGGUGGCGACGAAGGGAGCAUGACCAACAGCGAGACGAGCGACGGCAUGGAUGCCGGGUUUCCAUCGAACAAGGAGGUCAUGCCGCGGUGGGCGACCGUAAGCGGCGGCUCGGGCUUGGGACGCGAGCGCAGCCAGAUCGAUUCGCCCAGCGGCAUCGGCCGCUCAUCUAGGCGCAUCUCAUCGUCAGUCGACUUGUUUGUCGAAUCGGACGAGGACGUCCCGCUCGAUGUAAUGAGCACGCCAGCGUUGGACAGUAGUCAGGGCCGCGGAUGA